GACCCACAAUGCAAUACGCAGGCCGACGUGGAGGCAGCUCCCACGGCCGCUGGCAUCGCUGCUGCAGACACAGAUCUCCAUUGUCAGCCCUGGGGAGGCCGCCGGGGACCAGGCCCUGCGUGGGGAUGCGGGGAGAAGCCCCGCAGCAGCAGGGCUGGCUUUAGGAGUUGUCCUCUGGGCUGGCUGGAGGGGGACACGGGGAAAGUGUCACCUAGGGGGGUGGCAUCCUGCGCUGCUGGGGCUCAGGUGGGGAGUUGGGGUGCUGCCCCCUGACCCCGCGGGUGCAAGGGUGCGAUGAGCUCUCAGGAUGAGCAGUUCCCAGCAGCAGCAGCCCCUGACCCAGUGGCUCCCUCCGCCGAUGAUGGCAUGACCUGGUGGUACAGGUGGCUCUGCAGGAUUGCCGGGGUCAUCGGGGGCGUGUCCUGUGCCUUCGCUGGUCUCUGGAACUGUGUCACCAUCAACCCCCUGAACAUCGCAGCCGGCGUGUGGAUGAUGCUCAACGCCUUUGUCCUGUUCCUGUGUGAAGCCCCAUUCUGCUGCCAGUUUAUCGAGUUUGCGAACGCCGUCUCUGCAAGGGCGGACAGGCUGCGGUCCUGGCAGAAAGCUGCUUUCUACUGCGGGAUGGCUGUUUUCCCAGUCAUGCUCAGCCUGACGCUGACCACGCUCUUCGGAAAUGCCAUUGCGUUCGCCACUGGAGUGCUUUACGGCCUGUCUGCGCUCGGCAAAAAGGGAGAUGCCAUUUCCUAUGCUCGGAUCCACCAGCAGCAGAAGCAAAUGGACGAAGAGAAGCUCACGGGUUCCCUGGAGGGACAGGCUCUCUGAAGCACCUGAGGUUACCCGGGGUGACCUCUCCUGGACACUGAGAUGGUGAAGAAAUGGAAAUCCACUCUGCCCUUCCCUCUGCCCGCUCCCCUCUCUCUCUUACACCACAAUUUCCCUGGACACUGCAGCAACUGGAAAUCUCAGGGGCUGGGGCGGGCUGUGCCCUCUCCCCACACCAGCAGCCAGACCUCAGCGUAUUGGCCCCUCUCUCCCUGUCAGCCCUCAACCCAACAACUCCUAGUCCUUCUGUUUUGUAAUUAUUUCUGUUUGCUGCGGAGGUGCUGCUUUACCAGGUAGCCUUUCUUUGGAGUGACACCCGAUGAGGAGUCAAGGAUGCAGUCCUCAUUUGGGAACUGCUCUCUGGAUGGGGUGAGGAGGAACGGAGCUGAGGUGCCAGCUCCUUGCAAGAGCUGGUCUCAUGGGAGUCAGGAGCUGUUGGCCUCGCUCCUGGGGGUAACCUGCCACAGCACAUCACACGUUUUCAGUAAUGCUGUGGUCCUUCCUGGGGAUAAAACACUUAUCCUGAGGUUUGUGAUACUUGGUGAUGCUUAAGCUUGGUCUUCUUCCAUUGAAUAUAUUUUAAUAUGGGUCCAGGAAGGCCGGGCACCAGAGGUGUGGCUGCACGGCAAAGGACUUCUAGCAAAAAAAAAACCACAUAAAAACAAUCAGCAUCUCUGCAGAAGACCUGCCAGAGUUGCAGGGGCAGAUCCUGGUAUCUACAAACCAUAGCCCUCCCUUCCUCUGGAUCCACCUGCAGGCAGUCAGUGCAAAUUACUUGAAUUAUAAGAAUUUACUACUUUGUCUUAAUAAUGGUACUUUUCUUAGGCUUCACCCUUUUACUGGGGAAGAAGGGAAAAAAGGUUUGCUUUACCUCAGCUGAAAAAAGGUACUGUUGCUUGAGGCAAGUGGGAUCUUUUGCUGCUGUAAGGGUCACUGUUGUCCAAGAGCAUCCUUGGGGAUGCAAGCCUAGGACUCUGCUCUGUCGUGUCUCACUCCCUGCAUCUGCUCCUGCUACCAUCCCUCCACACAAGGGACCUGUUCUUUGCUUCUCUCUGGUACAGCCUUUCUCUUGGCGCUCGUGUUCUUUUUGCAUCAGUCCUGGGAUAAUUUUCUACGGGAAGGUGGCAUAUCCUUCCUCUGCAAGCACGGAGGAGUCUGCACCGCCUCAGUGUGU
Cuculus canorus (common cuckoo) is the source of this 1996-nucleotide messenger RNA. It is a transcript of the gene CACFD1, whose product is annotated as calcium channel flower domain containing 1. Gene Ontology annotation, cellular component: membrane. Bases 295 to 822 code for a protein of 175 amino acids. Gene Ontology annotation, biological process: vesicle-mediated transport. The record is from RefSeq and is a predicted model, not a curated record. The transcript has 5 exons. NCBI's taxonomy places the organism in Eukaryota, Metazoa, Chordata, Aves, Cuculiformes, Cuculidae.